This is a messenger RNA of Tachyglossus aculeatus (Australian echidna), 2106 nucleotides long. It is a transcript of the gene CCN6, whose product is annotated as cellular communication network factor 6. The record is from RefSeq and is a predicted model, not a curated record. Gene Ontology annotation, molecular function: heparin binding; integrin binding. The transcript is spliced from 5 exons. Bases 28 to 1098 code for a protein of 356 amino acids. Gene Ontology annotation, cellular component: extracellular matrix; extracellular region. Gene Ontology annotation, biological process: signal transduction; cell adhesion. NCBI's taxonomy places the organism in Eukaryota, Metazoa, Chordata, Mammalia, Monotremata, Tachyglossidae.
CAUUUUCACUUCAGAUUCCUCAGGAACAUGCAGAGAGUCCUCUUCCCCACCCUUCUCAUCACUAUUUGCACUUCACUGUCCCACUGCAGGUCCCAAAACAAUGGGCAGUUGGGUGAGAAGUCUGAAGAAAAAGCUACCGAAGUUGGCGGAGAACAGCAGUGGCAAGAGUUUUGCCACUGGCCUUGCAAAUGCCCCAGGAAACCCACCUGCCCUCCUGGGGUGAGCCUGGUAAAGGAUGGCUGUGCUUGCUGUAGAACCUGUGCCAAGCAGCACGGGGAAACCUGCAACGAGGCUGACGUCUGCGACCCACACAAAGGCCUUUACUGCGACUACUCUGCUGACCAGCCUAGAUACCAAGUUGGAGUGUGUGCAUAUCUGAUUGCUGUUGGAUGUGAAGUCAAUCGGGUGCAUUAUCACAAUGGUCAGGUUUUUCAGCCCAAUCCGUUGUAUAAAUGCCUGUGUGUCAGCGGUGCGAUUGGAUGUACACCCUUACUCAUCCCUAAACUAGCUGGCAGUCACUGCACUAGGACCAAAGCGGGAAAAAAAUCGGAUCAUUCAACCUGUAACUCUGGAAUGCUGCAGCAGCAGCUGUCUGCAAGCUACAAGACAAUAUCAGUUUAUAGGCAUCUGCGUCUCCCACUAAUUUUGAAGAGGAAAUGCUUAAUUCAGGCCACAGCAUGGAGUCCUUGCUCUAGAACGUGUGGGAUUGGCAUAUCAAAUAGGAUAACCAAUGAAAACAGUAAUUGUGAAAUGAGAAAAGAGAAAAGACUCUGCUACAUCCAGCCUUGUGACAGUAAUAUAUUGAAGACUAUAAAGGUUCCCAAAGGAAAAACCUGUCAACCAACAUUCCGACCUUCCAAAGCAGAGAAACUUAACUUUUCUGGAUGCUCCAGUACUCAGAGCUACAAACCAACUUUCUGUGGAGCCUGCUUAGAUAAGAGAUGCUGCAUCCCCAACAAAUCUAAAAUGAUUACGAUUCAAUUUGACUGCCCAAAUGAAGGAUCGUUUCAGUGGAGGAUGAUGUGGAUCACCUCCUGUGUCUGUCAGAAGAUCUGCAGAGAUCCAGAAGAUAUAUUUUCUGAGCUCAAAAUUUUAUGAACGGGCUUGACAUGGUCAGCAGUCACCCCCUCAAAGCCCUGUUUCCCGAUAUUUCCAUCCCAAGGUCGCCCCUAACACUGAAAAUGCACAAGUUGGUAUUGCUGAUGUGGACUUGCUCUUGGCAGAUAUGAAGAUGGACUUGUAUCUUUCGCUCAUGAAACAGUAGUAAUGGUAAGUGCUUACUACUGUACUAAGUGCUGAGAAGGAUUAUACGAACGGGAAUAUGACAUGGGAAUAGUUCAGGAGUACUAACUGUUUUUAUAUGAGUUAUUCUUAUACUGGGAAAAUGCAGAAAGGUUAUUGUUAAAAAAAAUUCAGGCACCAAUAUGUUGACUCUUACAAGGAUGGUGGAUUAUGUGCAGAACAAAGAAGUUUGCUGUUGCCUGCCCCUUAUUGUCAGAGGCAAUUUUUUAAUAUAUUUUUUGAAUUUACUUCCAAUAAUACAUUGCACUAUGCAUCAAAAUAUGGAAAUAUCCACAGUCAAAUGAAGCACAAGAAGAAAUAUUUGGAUCAAGCAGACCCUCAGGAUUGGACUUUAAAAAUAAAGGUAAAUAAUCCUAAAAUAAAAUAAAUUUUUUCCUGCUCUUUGCCCAUUUUAUAAUCUGUCAAAUUUCUUUUGGGAAAUAAAGAAUAGUUCUUUUUUCUAGAUAUGGCACUAUUCAAGAUCUUCAACACUUUUUCCCCAAUAAAUUUUGUAACUUUGACCAAAUACUGGAUUGAAUGUCUGAUAAAUUAGUCCCUUAAAUUUCAGCUAUACUAAGAAAAAUAAAGAAUAAAAGGAAUUCUGAACUAAGGAAAAUGGAAAAGCACUUAGUACAGUAUUUAGACUUGGAUUUUAGUUUCCAAAUUUAGUUUUAGUUUAGGUUUUAGUUUCCAAGAAUUGCCUCAACAAAUAAAACUCUUUUAAAGCUUUGCAUUAUAAAUGAAAACUAUUGUUUAGUCAUGCUAUAACUCAAGUUCUCUUGAAGGACUUUUAAACUGCAGUUUAUAGUACUUGUUAAGUGUUUA